UUUGCUUAGUAUUGUACUAACUUGUUGCUCUAAUUCCUAUUCGACAUGGCUGACCAAGCUAAAUCUAAGAAGUCUGCACCUAAGAAGCCAGCAGCUCACCCAACUUACAUCGACAUGAUCACGGCCGCUAUCGGUGCUUUGAAGGAGAGGAAUGGUUCUUCUCGUCAAGCUAUUGCUAAGUACAUCCUGGCCAACUACAAGGUUGAUGCUACCAGUAUGAAGACCCAUCUUCGUAUGGCUCUAAAGCGUGGGGUUGAUAACAAGAAACUUGUCCAGCCCAAAGGUACUGGAGCCAGCGGUUCAUUCAAGUUAAACCAAGCUGCAGCAAAGGCUGAUGCGGCUGCUAAAGCAAAGAAGGAAAAGGCCAAGAAAAAGGCAGCAGCAGAUAAGGAAAAGAAGGCAGCCAAGAAGGCGACAAAGAAGCCUAAGAAACCAGCGGCCAAGAAAGCAAAGAAACCAGCGGCCAAGAAAGCUACCAAAUCACCGAAGAAGGCUAAAAAGUCUGAAAAGAAGGCAUCCAAGCCAAAGAAAGCUUCCAAGUCUCCUAAGAAGCCGAAGUCAAAGAAGCCGAAAAAGCCAAAAGCAAAGAAGGCAUCUAAGUCUCCAAAGAAGGCUGCCAAGAAGUAAAUUCUUCACAUACUACUUUCCAAACCAAACGGCUCUUUUCAGAGCCACCA
This is a messenger RNA of Anneissia japonica, 677 nucleotides long. Its product is annotated as histone H1.1, embryonic-like. The coding region runs from base 46 to 627 and encodes 193 amino acids. Lineage: Eukaryota; Metazoa; Echinodermata; Crinoidea; Comatulida; Comatulidae. Gene Ontology annotation, cellular component: nucleosome; nucleus. Gene Ontology annotation, molecular function: nucleosomal DNA binding; double-stranded DNA binding; structural constituent of chromatin. The transcript has a single exon. Gene Ontology annotation, biological process: chromosome condensation; nucleosome assembly; negative regulation of DNA recombination. The record is from RefSeq and is a predicted model, not a curated record.